This is a messenger RNA of Morus notabilis, 1240 nucleotides long. RefSeq names its product vacuolar protein sorting-associated protein 20 homolog 1. The transcript is spliced from 6 exons. Bases 228 to 902 code for a protein of 224 amino acids. Lineage: Eukaryota; Viridiplantae; Streptophyta; Magnoliopsida; Rosales; Moraceae. Gene Ontology annotation, biological process: late endosome to vacuole transport via multivesicular body sorting pathway; vesicle budding from membrane. The record is from RefSeq and is a predicted model, not a curated record. Gene Ontology annotation, cellular component: multivesicular body; ESCRT III complex.
GAUGAGAGAGCAAGAGUGAUGAGAGAGUAAAAAAAAAAAUAGAGCAAGUGAAAUUUUUAUUUUUUUUUAAUUUUUUUUCCUACCUAGUUUUUCUUCAGUUCCAAACACGAGACAAAAUUUCUCUUUUCCCUUCCUCUUUUCUUUUCUUUUUUUUUUUUUCCUUUGAACUUUCUUUCAUAUUUUUUUCCAUCCUAAAAUCUAGGUUCCAAACAUUGCCAAAGAAGCAGAUGGGGAAUUUGUUCGUCAAGAAGCCCAAGAUCACUGACGUAGAUCGUGCUAUUCUUACCCUCAAAACACAGAGACGCAAGCUUGCUCAAUAUCAACAACAGCUUGAUGCUGUCAUUGAAGCUGAAAAGCAAGCUGCGAGAGACUUGAUCCGUGAAAAGAAAAAGGACAGAGCGUUGUUAGCAUUAAAAAAGAAAAAAGCACAAGAAGAAUUAUUGAAGAAAGUUGAUGCUUGGGUCAUCAAUGUUGAGCAACAGUUGGCAGAUAUAGAACUCGCAAGCAAGCAAAAGGCUGUGUUUGAGAGUUUGAAAGCUGGUAACGAGGCAAUGAAAGCUUUACAAAGUGAGAUCAAUAUUGAGGAUGUUCAAAAAUUAAUGGAUGAUACUGCUGAAGCUAAAGCUUACCAAGAUGAAAUUAAUGCAAUCUUGGGCGAGCAAUUAUCUGCAGAAGAUGAAGAAGAGGUUUUAGCAGAAUUUGAAAACUUAGAAACUCAGAUCUCCAUUCAAGAUAUGCCUGAUGUUCCUGCAACAGUGCCAUCUGCUGAGGAGAAAUUGGACCUUCCUGAUUUACCGACUAAACCACCAAUUGUCGCCGAGGCUUCUGCAGAUGAUGCUGAAGUUGCUCCAGCUGAAGCUUCCUCAAAGAGAAAAGUGUUGGAAGAGCCAUUGCCGGCAUGAUUGGGGAGAUCAGUUAAACGUUCACGUCCUUUCUAAUCCGUUCGAGCUGUUUGGAAGCUUUGAUGGAUUAGUCACUGGCCUGCAAGAACGUGUGCUAUGCUAUUCUUCGGUUUGGACUUUGUAAAUCUUGGUUGGUUUUAAACAAAAGAUUCUCACAUUGGAUUGUACAGAGGUGUAGUUUCUCAAUAAACGUAAUUUGCAAUUCUCUCCCGCAAACCUAUGGAGCCUCUUGACAUUUCUUAGCUAUCAUAAUACUCGAGUCAUUAUCAAAAGCCUCAAACUAGGCUCAACUAUCAAAUGUAUGGAUCUUUGAAGGGUAUUAAGGAAAUUAUCAUAUA